Molecule: messenger RNA, 1491 nt
Organism: Aureobasidium melanogenum CBS 110374
Lineage: Eukaryota; Fungi; Ascomycota; Dothideomycetes; Dothideales; Saccotheciaceae
Product: serine carboxypeptidase
Exons: 4
Coding region: 1-1491 (496 amino acids)
Biological process (GO): proteolysis
Molecular function (GO): dipeptidyl-peptidase activity; serine-type exopeptidase activity
Source: RefSeq, a predicted model, not a curated record
AUGGCAUCUUCCCAUACGGGUAACGCGACAUUUAGACAAUACAUCGAUCACAACAACAAGGACCUCGGAACUUUCGAGCAGUUCUACUUUUAUUCGACUGAGUUCUAUGGCGGACCUGGCUCUCCAGUUAUCUUGUUCACUCCUGGUGAGGUCAACGCCAGCGCUUAUACGAGCUACUUGACACUCAACCGGACCACUGGUGUCCUUGCCCAAGAAAUCGGUGCUGCAAUCGUUUGCAUUGAGCACAGAUACUGGGGUUACAGUUCGCCAUAUGCUGAUCUGACAACCGAGAACCUGCAGUACCUGACCCUCGAGAACUCAAUCAGCGAUCUGACCAACUUUGCCAAACAUGUACGACUUCCCUUCGAUUAUCACAGAAAGUCCGCACCCAACCGGGCGCCAUGGGUGAUGGUGGGGGGAUCAUACUCGGGAGCACUAGCGGCCUGGACUGCUUCCACCCAGCCUGGCACUUACUGGACGUACUGGGCUUCAAGUGCGCCCGUUCAAUCGAUACUCAACUACUGGCAAUACUUUGUACCCAUCCAGCAAGGAAUGCCCAAGAAUUGCUCUUCCGAUAUCUCCUUGGUGAUCGACCACAUCGACUCCGUGUUGCUCAAUGGUACAGCUUCAGAGAUUCACUCGCUCAAGAAAUCAUUCGGUCUUGAGGACCUGGAACACAAUGACGAUUUUGCUGCCGCACUGCAGAAUGGUCCCUGGCUUUGGCAAGGUAAUCAGUUCUAUGUGAACACUGGAUUCUUCGACUUCUGUGAUGCCAUCGAGAAUGUCAAACCUAACAGUACUAACACCACUAUACCUGGCGCCGAAGGUGUCGGUUUGGAAAAAGCACUUGCUGGCUACGCAGACUGGUUCAACGCGACUUACUUGCCUGGUAGUUGUGAGUCAUAUGGCUAUGAAGAGUGGCAAGGCGAACGCAACAUCAAAUGCUUCGACACCUAUGACCCAUCAAGCCCCAUGUACACAGAUACAAGUUUGUCAAACCAGUUCGACAGACAAUGGGUCUAUAUGACAUGCAACCAGCCAUUUGGCUAUUUUCAGACUGGAAGUCCACAAGACCGUCCUUCGAUCGUCUCUCGCCUGAGCACUGCCGACUACUGGAUUCGCCAAUGUGCUUUGAUGUUCCCUCCAUCCAACUCAUCAGUCGUUGGCCUUGACAGAGGUGCCACUACAGCACAAGUCAAUGCAAAGAACAAGGGAUGGAACAACUAUUCGCCUGGCUUGUUAUACGUCAACGGAGACUAUGACCCAUGGCGUGAGGCCGGUGUAUCUUCGGACUUCAGACCCGGGGGCAAGCUCGCAAACUCCACGCGAAACCCUGUCGUGAUCGUACCUGGAGGCUUCCACACCAGCGACCUAGUAACACGAAAUGGCAAAGUUAAUGCUGGAGCUAAGGCUGCCAUUGAUGAAGCUGUUAGUAUCAUGAAGAAUUGGGUUGGCGAGUUCAGUCAUGGUAAGCACUGGUUUCAAGGAUGA